CGCGAUCCUCCUCACAUUCUUGAAUGGGUAUUGGCCUGUGGGAGCCUUCCUCCCACUCGUUCCUGUAAAUCGCCAUCUACAUCUACCUUCACCGCAUCUACCAGCCACUCUCUUCGACCUCUAACCGGACUUAUCGCUGCAGCACCUGCAAUAACAUCUGAAUCUUAUUUCGACUGGUCUCUCGAUCAGAUUUCAAGUAAACCGUCUCUCUUGCCAUACUCUAAUGCUCAAUCAGCCGGCCAAACAGAUGUUGCUUACCAUUCCACUACUGCCUCGGCUAGAUCCUUAGUCCCCUGCGAGGGCCAUUCAGACCCACAGCAUACUCUAGAGCCUGGUGCAAAGGAUAAAGUGCUUGUCGCUCUUCCUUUUUCGAGCCAAGUUCAUGCUACCAUAAGCGCUACAGGAGUGAAUUUGCGAAAUUCGACUUUGGAAGUACCAAAACAACAACAUGGUCGGAACACGGAUCAACAUAUGGCAGAAAUAUCAGCUUCCCGUUCCUUUUCACCAGAGGCAAUCAUUGCGCAUCCAAAAGCCCUAAGCUCAUCCACCUGCGUCUCCUCCAGCUUUUCCUUUUCGCCCUCCCUCCUAUCGUCUUCUCCGUGCCAUACUCACUCUUCAUCUUAUUCCUCCUCAGUUUCCUCCCUCGACUCUUCCAUUUUCAUGGGUCUCGGAGACGACCGAUUAGCUUAUGAAACCUCUUAUUCCUUCCUCGUCAACGGGCCCGAAAAAUUUCAUCCUGAUGAUCCUUGUAGGUGGAUUCAACUAUGGUGCGUCGAGUCUGGCUCACGACUUCCCUCAUUGGACAGUUUAUGA
Molecule: messenger RNA, 813 nt
Organism: Protopolystoma xenopodis
Lineage: Eukaryota; Metazoa; Platyhelminthes; Monogenea; Polystomatidea; Polystomatidae
Source: the annotation of a GenBank genome assembly